AUGUUUGGUAAUAAAAAUAAAUCUAAAAAGAAUGAAGCUGAUCCAUUCUCAAAGAUCGAAGCAGAUUUGAAUAGUGGAAUCACAGAUGCUUUGCAAGAGGUCGAUAUGGGUCAGAUCGAUAAGAUGAUGAAGAAUGAUAUCAAAGACGAUGAUAUUCAACUUACUGAUGCGGAUAUGGACGAUCCAGAGUUGCUUGCUCAGUUGACUACCAUUGAGAGUGGUUCAAAACUCGAGAAACCAAAGCCACCACCUAAGCCAGUGGCUUCAACCACCACCACCACUGCGACAAUCCAACAAACUACUACAACAAAGUCUGUAGUACCACCGAAAAAGAAGCAACUCACUGAAGAGGAACAAGAGGAAUUGAUGUUAAAGAGAGAGUUGGGUGAAGUAGAUGACGACGACGACGAUAACCAAGAUGAUUCCAAUGAUUUCCAAGCACUCAUACCUGUACUAGAGAACCGUCUAAGCAUCUAUAAACAGAAUGCUCUCCAAUCUAAAAGAGCGGAUGAUAUUGAAAGUGCAAAGCUAUUUGUCAGUGGAUAUAAAAAGAUCGAAGCUGCUCUAAGUGAACUUAAUAAUGGUAUUCCAAUUGAUGUUAGAUCAUUACCACCCGAAGUUAAAUUACUAGCACCAUCAGCUGCUGCUGCUGCACCAUCAAAACCUGUUGCAACAUCACCAACAAAUACAUCACCAACAAGCAGACCACUACCAGUACAGCAACAACCAAAACUACAACCCAAAGUCGAAAUAAUGUCAAAGGAAAAGAUCGAGUUGGAGGAACGUAAUCAAACCUGGGAGUUGUUCGAAGAAGAAUUUCAAAAGAAACUAUUAUUUUUACAAUCGGAAGCAUUGAAAUAUAGAGAAAUAGAUAAACAUAAAGCUAUUAUAUUUUUAAAAGAGAGUAAAGGUAUUCAUGCUAUUAUCGAUCAAAUAGUGAUUAACAAGAAUCAAGGUCUAUCACCACCACCAUUCCACUUUGAGAACAAAGAGAUUCAAAAUGAAGUGAUCAAUCAGGAUAUCAAGGAGAAUGAAAUGGUAAUAACCAUUGGAAAGUAUGAAUUCCCAAAGAGCUUUGGAAAUAUCGACAGCUAUGCCCAAAUGGACUUCCCAUAUCCUUCGACCGAUGAACCUACCAAGCUGACCACAGGAUCAUCAAACAGUGUCACCUCCAAGGACUAUGCCUUCAAGACAACGAUCACCAUGGAAAAGAAAAAGACAUUCCUAAGAGUUGCCGAGAAGAAAAAGGUUCAACUUAGCAUUGUAUCAUCGAAAAUGUUCUUUAUGAAGAGUGUCGUCGGUAAAUGUGAGAUUAAGCUUGCACCGCUGAUGACACAAUGUCAAAUCAUUGAAAAGGCACCGAUCAUGAAGGAGGGCACCAAGAAAGAGUUGGGUGGAUACGUUGAGAUUUCAAUUAGACUAAGAACUCCAUUGGAUAGCAAGCAAAUCCAAAAGAAGAUUGAAAGAGUAUUGGUUUUGGAUGGUCCACUAGGAGAAACUAAUACCACCACAACCACUACCACGACUACUGCCAGCACCACAACAACCACUUUCGUCGCUCCAACUCUGAUUACCUCUACUCCAUCAACACCUUCCUCAACAUCUGUACCAUCUACACCGCCACCACCAACUAAUACAUCACCAGAGAUCACUAAACCAACUACACCAUCAAAACCAGAAACCUCAACACCUCCACCAACCCAGGUUGCUAAACCAGCACCAGUACCAACACAAAAACCACCAGCUAGCACACCACCAACACCUGUACAGAAUGAAGAGGAAGAAGAAGAUGAUCCAGAAAGUUUGGAUAGAAUUGUAUCAAACGAUGUAAUGGAAGCUUUGUUGGAAUCAAUUAACAAACAAUUAAUGGCAGGAUCUGCACAACCAGAAUUAUUAGAUAGAAAACAGGCAAUUGAAUUAAAGUUGAUGAUAUUAGAAACUCAAGUAUCGUCAGGUAUGUUGACUAUCGAAAACUAUGUAAAACAAUUGGAAGAAGCCAUUCUCAAAGAUAAAAUAUUGGCAAAGAAACUGGUUGGUGAAGGAAAGAAAGAAAAGGCAAUGCUAGUAAUGCAAAGAGUGAAAACAAUGACAAAGGAAUUAGAGUCUGCAACAGCAGCAGAGGAAUAA
Molecule: messenger RNA, 2127 nt
Organism: Heterostelium album PN500
Lineage: Eukaryota; Evosea; Eumycetozoa; Acytosteliales; Acytosteliaceae
Exons: 5
Coding region: 1-2127 (708 amino acids)
Biological process (GO): regulation of transcription by RNA polymerase II
Cellular component (GO): nucleus
Molecular function (GO): DNA-binding transcription repressor activity, RNA polymerase II-specific; RNA polymerase II cis-regulatory region sequence-specific DNA binding
Source: RefSeq, a predicted model, not a curated record